AUGGAUAGCUCCAACUGCUUGAAUAUCCUCAACAGAUUACCAAAAGAUACAUUAAAAGAAGCAAUUAUGAUGUCUACUCAUGAAGAAGAAAUACGAUUUCAACAGUUCUUCAAUCAACAAACAAACAUUAAAAUGCUUGAAUUAUCUGAAAACAGCCAAGUUAAUUUCGAUCAUCUCAGACUUGAACAUCUGAAACUUUAUCCAAAUUGUAUAAAUCAUUCAAGUAUUUUGCGGCACCAGCCGAGACUUCGUACCAUCGAUUUUUCAAAUUAUUUAAUUGAUGAUGAUACUUUUACGGCAAUUUGCGAAUUGAGAAAUCUCGAAGCAGCAAAAAUGCGCGUCGAUCUUAUUAUACCUUGUCAUGUCUUCGAAUCUCUUAAAAACCUCACCCAUUUAAAGGAACUUCAAUUAAAGUCUCGUGAAAUUCAUCAGUGCAAUCAUCUGCCCGAGCUUAGCAGGAUGCAUUUAAAGAUUGAAAAGUUAACAGUUUUAUACAACGAGGAAAAAAUUCCACCAGAAUUCUUCAUUCAAUUGAGCCAAAACUUCCGGAAACUCAAACAAAUUAGAAUUGACGAUCAACCGAUUGUUAUCAUUAAUAAAAUUUUGGAAAACCUUCCCAAUAUGGAGUCGAUUGUUUUCGAUUGCUACCACUGGUCAACAGAAGAAAAUACUUUGGUAAUUAGAGAAAAUCUAAGACAUGAAAAGCUUAAGGAAAUCGUUGUGACCAAUAAUUAUGACGAUUCUGCCGUUACCACAAGAUCGCUUCUUACACUUCUCAAUGCUUGUCCGAAUCUCGAGCGAAUAAUGCUAUCAAAGUUGGUUGAAGUUUAUCAUGAAGAUCUACAACAAAUUAUCAAUGAUCAUCCUAAAUUAACUCAUUUGAGUCUUCGAUUGAAUACUUUUUACUUUCAGUAUGAAACAAUUGAUCUUAUCCGCACAGCAGUAAGCAGACUUCAAUUUAUUGAAUUAAAAGGACUCGAUAGAUUGACUUACUUCCAAACUGAAUCAUCUCUAAAAGACCUGUUUGAGGAUGAGUUUAACAAUAUCCGUUUCAAACUAUUUAAAGAUUACACUUUAAACAAUGAUGGGAACGACUGGGGACGAUGGGAUUUUAUUUAUAAGGGCGAACUCAUCAUGAAGAAACGAAAUGUUCCCGAUUGGUCUCAGGAAAUUUAUAAAUCUCAACUUUUAUAA
Clunio marinus is the source of this 1194-nucleotide messenger RNA. NCBI's taxonomy places the organism in Eukaryota, Metazoa, Arthropoda, Insecta, Diptera, Chironomidae. The record is from the annotation of a GenBank genome assembly.